AAAUUGCACCCUGCAGGAAUUUCACUUUACGAAGGAACUGAUUCAAGUAUUUCAGCAGAGCCACCGUGUCACAGCUUAGCCCUCAGGUUUGCAGGGGCCCCAGCAGAGGGCGCUCGUGUUCCACACAAGACACCAGUCUCAGUGUGAACCUAAAUAACAAUGAACAAUAUCGCCACGUCCUUUUCCCUUCCCGUCCCGUUAUGUGAUCUCCUACAGCUCCGGCGCGUCUUCAGCAAUAGGUCCAGUCACCAAGUGCAGAGAAAAUAAGUGUGCGUACAGAGGGAAAGGGUCAAAUAUAGAGAGAUUUAGGUAUUUGAUUGUCUUUUUUUAGUCAACAAGAGGCAGGGCAAGUUUAUUGAUAUAGCACAUAUUCAUAUAGUGUCAGCUUUAUAUACGAGCAGACACAUUGAAUUAAAAGGUGAAGUGCAAUAAAGGAGAGGAAGUAAAAACGACGACAUUGCAUGUUGUCAUAGUCACAGCUAGUGUUCAGUGACUAGACUUACGUUAUGGUUGUUGCUUGCGCUGCAGUGCGUGUACAGUAGUCCUACAUGGUGCAGUGCACUUGAUCUGGUCUUUGUGAUCAUGUGCUUGGCAAAAAAAAUUGAGUCGGGAUUGUUUUGUGACAGUUAAUGUUGUCUCAGAGUGAGGUGAUGUGUCUGGAGAGAUGAUUUGUUUCACAGCUCAUGUGCAGGAUGUGAAAGUGAAUGGCACACUGUUGCACAACUUUCUGCUGGUUGAAUGACCAGUUGAACAAACAGAUAAGAGGACGCACACACACACACACACACACACACAAUCUUCUCUCUGCUUUUAAAAACAGGCUGAGAUUUGACUUCAUAUGAAGCGUCACGCGCAGGUUCCAGGUUCCAGGUUCCAGGUUCCAGGUUCCAUAAGCAGCUGGUGCAAAGAUGCAACUGUCACCCGGACGGGAACGACUCACGAUUUCCUUGAAGACUGUCUGAGAAGGCGUCUGUAUCAAAGUUGAGCUGAUUCCCGGCCUCUAUUGUGCGCAUCAAAGAAUGUCAGCAAUUUUGACAAUGUCACAAACGUAAAGUCUCCAGCUCCAUCAGUCACAAUUCCUCGACAUCACCCCAUGACACGUCAGUGACGCCCAAGGACACCAAGUACCUGAUCAGUGAUACAUUUCUAUGUUGACUCCAUCAAAUGUGUCAUGGCAAACAUGGGCUGUCGUCUCCUCGUCCCUCCAGCUGGGGAGGCCUUCGUCACCCUGGCCACCACGGACUCCUACUGCAUGGGGGCCUCAGUGGUGGCCCGGAGUCUACGGCGGCACGGGACGACUCGCAGCAUCGUCGUCAUGGUCACGCCCAACGUCUCCGAGCGGUCCAGGCUUGGCCUCGGGAGUGUGUUCGAUGAGGUCGUCAUAGUGGAUGCGACGGACAGCGAGGACCGUCUGCACCUGUCCCUGCUGGGACGUCCCGAGCUCGGCAUCACCUUCACUAAGAUCCACUGCUGGACCCUGACCCAGUACAGCAAGUGUGUCUUCCUGGAUGCUGAUACGCUUGUUCUGAGCGGCGUCGACGAGCUGUUUGAGAGGGACGAGCUGUCCGCAGCACCCGAUGCCGGCUGGCCCGACUGCUUCAACUCGGGCGUGUUCGUCUUCAGGCCGUCGCUCCGCACCCACGCCCGGCUCCUGGAUCGCGCCCUGCAGCACGGCAGCUUCGAUGGAGGGGACCAGGGCCUGUUGAACUCUUUCUUCAGCGACUGGCCGCUGGCAGACGCCACCAAACGCCUGCCGUUUAUCUACAACCUCAGUGCCAGCUCCGUCUACAGUUACCUCCCGGCUUUCCGACAGUUUGGCCACCAGGCAAAGAUUGUCCACUUCCUAGGACCGAAGAAACCCUGGCUCUCCCGCAGCCAGAGGGAUGACGGCGGCUCACGGACCAUGGAUCGGUUUGUGGCCCUGUGGUGGAAGGAAUACCUCAGUCACACAACAGCGUCUGCAUCAGCGGAGGAGCCAACUCGAGACUGUGAGGAACCACGACAGGUCUAUGGAUCGAGACCUAUGGCCCCGGCACUUAAGGCGAUCCAAGAACAAGGAGCCAAGACGCCAUUUAGCGACAACUCGGACAGCUCCAGUUCACAGCUCGCAGGUUCUCCAGCCGCAGCCGGGGAGCCUCUUUCACCGUUGGAACCAGAGCUGUGUUUCCACGCCGACGACGCACGUUUUGAGGACGGGUCAGUGGGACGCGAGAGCACGGGGGUCCAGGCCUCACCGUUGGACGGAGAGGGUUCCGGGGGCAGCGCUUCUGCUGCCGAUCCUGGCGCCGCCGACAGGGAGCCGGGGCAGCGGGAGCGUCGCAGGCUGUGGGAGGACGGACGGGCCGACUACCUGGGCCAAGACGCCUUCCAAAACAUCCAGAAGAUUCUGGACUGCUUCCUGGAUUAGGAAAAAGCACACAUGAGAACGCCUCCCGGACUAGGGCGUCAUAAAGGUCCCGCCGCUGUCGAUCGACUCCGAAUGGAGCGACCGCUGGCGACUCAAACUAAAUCUGUGCUGGAGCAUCUUGCAUGCGAGAUGACAGUGAAGGCCAUUUUUCCAAGCGCUGUUUAUUUUGUGUGUGUGGAAUUUUAACUAACAAGCCAUUCCCCCAUUGGAAGUAAAUACCAGUUUUCUCACUAUCAAAUUUAAGUUAAAGAAAUACAUUAAUACACCAACAUGAACGCUGCCCAAUGGCGUUAGAUUAAAAACAAAUAAGGCUCAGUGUUUUCCUUCAACAGCUGUUCAACGCUACCUUUUUUAGUAGUAUUUGGGGCAGCAGAGGAAGGUGUAUGUGGGAUUGUGUGUGUGUUUAUGGUGACAAGAGACAUUGUGGCUCAUUCCUUACUUUCUUUUCGCUCGUACUCCAGGUUAAUAGUUCAAAUAGUCGUUUCUUACUAUGGCUUUGCCCUUUGCUCUUGUUGUUUGACGAGAACAAGAUGCUCAAACAUUUAGACAUUGCUUCAUUUGAGACCUUUCUAAUUCGGAACUUCCUCUCGAGAUAUUGUUCCUAUUAUUGAGUCUGAUAAUUAAUGCCGAGUCACCAGGAUCGUUCAGGGGAAUUGUUGGAAGUCGACCCUUUCGAUGUACAAAAUCAAAAUCAUUAAUUGAAACUGAACAGUAAACAUCUCCAUCCCACUAUUCCGUUAAUAUAUACAAUCAAAUCAGUACUUGGGAAAAAAUGUGUUGCUUUUGUUGUGACCCUCACCAGAACAUAUAUAACCUCAACCCAACCCUUACCCCAAAACCAGCAGGGUCACCAAUUGUGGAUACAGUUUGUUUUUUUUAUCCAAUAGGACAAGCCGUCCCCCACCGGUGGCCUGCUCUCUGAAAAUUUAAAUCAUAUUUUGGAAGGCGUCAUGGCAGAAAACCCUUGACAAUGUGAAAAACGUUAUUUCUACUUACGAGGUGUACCUUCACUCCUCCACCAGGGGGCACUGUGGCUCUUCUAUCUGAGCGCUCUCCAGCAAGCCACUUAAUGAGAGAAGCAGGAACACAGAUUAAUGGAUGCUUGGCUGCAGUCGACACAGCAUGCUGUGUGAUCCUUAUCCACUGGGCACACAAGUGCAUGUGAUUUUCAUAGGCAUUCCUCUCAUAAUGUUGUGACGCGGCGAUGGAAGACAGCGUGCCGAACCCAAAGCAAAGCUGUCAGCAGGUGAGCUCGAGGCUGCCAGUGGAAAGGCCUUGUGAUGAUCGCUUUGAAAGACAACCUGGCAGACGGACGCUUUUGGCUGGGCGGCUCCAAUUCGUCAAGAUUUAAGAGCGAGGACCAAUCUGGGAUAAGUCGCUUGUUUCCCUCGACUGCCUCAUUCAUUAAAGCUCUAAAAAAAAAGAAGCUCAAAGGCGUCAGAGAUACUGUAAGUCCCCGCAGACACUGACGUUCUAUUAAAAAACAAUAUUGUUCCACACGGCUUCGAACCCAAGUGAAAACAGAAAGGAACAGUGAUGUAUGUUCUGCUGUGUGCUGUGGACACAGGUGUUAUACUCUCUAAUAAACUAAAGAGUCCUCGUC
Molecule: messenger RNA, 4010 nt
Organism: Scophthalmus maximus (turbot)
Lineage: Eukaryota; Metazoa; Chordata; Actinopteri; Pleuronectiformes; Scophthalmidae
Gene: gyg2
Product: glycogenin 2
Exons: 9
Coding region: 1172-2407 (411 amino acids)
Cellular component (GO): cytoplasm
Molecular function (GO): glycosyltransferase activity
Source: RefSeq, a predicted model, not a curated record